AUGCUGGAUCACAUGUCUCGGCGUUCCCGCUCGGUCCUCUCUCUGUCUCUGACAUCCCUGGCCCUGGCUCUGUCUGUUCUGGCCUUCUCCACCUCCUACUGGUGCGAGGGCACGCACAAGGUGGUCAAGCCUCUCUGCCUCUCCCCUGUUAAGAUGAAGAACUGUGGCUCCAACAACAGCGAGCCCUUCACCACCGAGAAACCCACUGGCGAUCCCAGGAAUGAGUCCUCAGUGCCGGUAUCCACGGUUUCACCCAAGAGAAGGGAGGAGCUGUUGAAGAUUCGACAGAGGCAAUUAGCCAAUGCAGUGCACUAUAUCUGGGAGACAGGAGAGGACAAGUAUGCAUUUCUGUACUUUCACACGGGAUUCUGGGAGUCCUGCGAGAAGCACACCCAUGGUGAACAGUGUCGGAGCUUUAUUGAGCUGACUCCUGGAGAAACUCAAGGAGUGCUCUGGCUGUCUGUAGUGUCAGAGAUUGCGUAUAUCAGCCUGCUGGCAAUGGGAUUCCUUCUGAUGUGGCUGGAGGUGCUGUGUUUCCGCAAGGAGAUGCGCGCGCUGAAGAUCAAUGCCUUCGCUGCCAUCUGCACCGCUCUGUCCGGACUCGUAGGAAUGGUGGCUCACAUGAUGUACACCACCGUGUUCCAGGUGACCGUGAGUGUUGGACCAAAGGACUGGAGACCCCAGACCUGGGAUUAUGGGUGGUCAUUCAUUUUGGCCUGGAUCUCCUUCAGCUGCUGUAUGGCAGCGGCUGUCUUCACACUGAACUCCUACACCAAAACCCUCAUCGAGCUGAGGCACCGGCAGAGGCUGCGAUUGGAAGAGGCCCGGGCCAGCCACGCCCCCUCCUACAAUGAGGUGGUGCCGGGGGGUGGAGUGUACUCCAUCAACGGGGCGUUACCUUGCCCGAACGCUGCGUGGGUGAGGGAUGGGGUCAGGGUGGGGGUGGGGGUGGGGUUGGGAGACGCUGCUAUGGUGAUGAUGGAGGGGAGCGGGCCUUAUCGCUGCGAGGACUGUGAGAGAGAAGACGAGUACGAGGACUGCGAGGGAGAGGAGGGGUGCGAAGACUGCGAGCGAGAAAUGGAGGAGAUGGAGGAGGCUGCGGAGAGAGAGAAGGGCCACUCUCCGUGCUGAGAGCCGCCACGAG
Messenger RNA from Megalops cyprinoides (Indo-Pacific tarpon), 1144 nucleotides. RefSeq names its product germ cell-specific gene 1-like protein. The coding region runs from base 1 to 1131 and encodes 376 amino acids. Gene Ontology annotation, cellular component: plasma membrane. Lineage: Eukaryota; Metazoa; Chordata; Actinopteri; Elopiformes; Megalopidae. The record is from RefSeq and is a predicted model, not a curated record. The transcript is spliced from 6 exons.